This is a messenger RNA of Suillus bovinus, 672 nucleotides long. RefSeq lists its product as uncharacterized. NCBI's taxonomy places the organism in Eukaryota, Fungi, Basidiomycota, Agaricomycetes, Boletales, Suillaceae. The record is from RefSeq and is a predicted model, not a curated record. The transcript is spliced from 6 exons. The coding region runs from base 281 to 580 and encodes 99 amino acids.
UUUGCGGCGUGAGCAUACUGCAAGCCGAGUCGAAGCGGUACCGCUGAUGUGGACGGCGGGAGCAAGAGCGCUGCGCCACAUCGCUUACUAACACAUAGACUAAAUUCUACGCUGCCUCGUACCUCGGCUCGCUUAGAAUAACCAAUUCUGGCAUCGAUACAUGUAGCUGUGUGGCAAUGCACAGUUGUUUAAACCCCGAGAUGUGCAUGUAUCUUUUUGCUCUCUAUCGCAGGUAUGUACAUGGUGCUCCUGAUUUUCGGAGUACUUUGACACGCUAGCUAUGCAGAAUGCGUUACUGCAGUCAAUACUUCUCGUGAGCAUUGCUGUCGGUUCUUGGAUAAGGCUCAUGAUCACCCUUGGAUGGAUCAUAGGCAGGUCACUGGCUUUACUAUUCGACCCGUUUGAGUCUGUGAAAACCAUGAGUCUCGUGGUUACGGACGGGAAAUCAAACUGGCUAGAUGGUGUCAUCUUGAUCUAUGAGAGGUUCAGUGCCGCCCGUUGGUACGUCAUCAUUGCCGUUUCCUUCUGGUCCUACCCUACUGCCUCGAGUCUCCCGAGUGAACUUGCUGUCUGCGUGUAACGAUAAUUGGUCUUCAUAACAAUUCCUAUCUCGCGUCCUGUGAUCAUAUUUUCCCUAUAGAGUAGAAUGCCCAGUCCGCUCAUCCAAGUAUG